UGACGUUCGUCGACGGCCACCUUGCUCUUGGGGCCAAUCGGAGCUGGUGCAUUGGCCGUUGGUAGGGAUGUGCAGGACGGUGGCGCGCAUGAGUCGUUUCCACCGAGCGGCGGUCCGGGAGCUCGGGAACCUCGAGCGAGCUGCGAGGCGAGGCAGUCAGUCGCUCUCAGCUACGACAUGCAUAACGCAUGAGAGAGCCCGAGCGAGAUCUUUUGCGACCCGUCGUCUCUCCUCUCGCGCGCAACACACGAUCGUGUUCUCUCUCCCUCUUAUUCGUCGCGAACCACACACUCGCGACUCGGAGAGACAACCGUGGACGAGGAAAACGCACACACGCGCACCGUACGGAGUCACCGCUGUGCACCUUUUACUUGCCUACCGUGCUGGUGAUCGUCCGCACUCGUCGUCGUGGAUCCGUUUCGCGUUCCCGGAGUACCGUCCUGUGCCCGCGCCAGCAGCGUCGUCCCUAGACGUCCCGAUCGCGAGUGUCGCGCCGUGCACCGUCUACGACACGAGCCUGUCUCUCGCCAGCAACCAACUCCACGAUUCGUCGAGUGAUAACGCGCGUCUCUGCGAUGAGUGAUCCACGGUAAAGGACUUCGCGAGUGAUAUUGUUCCGAGAUUACAACGAAGACGCGUAAGCGUCUCCUGGAGGAGACGUUCUCCCCGGGUGGACGGGACAAGGUUCCACGAGGGAGAUACAACGUUGUGUGUUCUUCGUAACGUCGCGGAUUACCAUCGUCGAUCUGACAAAACUAUGGACUACGAGUUGUUUGCACGCGCGAGGAUGCCGCUUGCUCGGGAUUUGGUGCGUCGUCGCGAACGAUGGACUGUGCGCUGCGUGUGAUCGGUGAUCGCUGACCAAGGGAACAGGUUCUUCGUUCGGGAGAACAGAGAGGAAAGUGUACAGUCUGCGUAAUCGUUCGAAGCGUUAAACGAGAACGAUCCGUGAACUUUGUUCGCGCUACUCUGGAAUCUACACCAGGAAUCCACGGAAACGAAAAAAACAAACGGCAUACGAGCGGCGGAGAACGACCGUCGACGAGGAGAGAAGAAGGUAAACCGAGAGGGUGCCCUGUCGGGGCAGCCCGAACGCUGGGCAGUAGAGAGCUAGGCAAACAGUGAGCAGGGUUGUCGAAACCUCUGAACGAGGGGAGGUAGAUGGCAGCUACCACGUACAUGCCGAUUGGUAGCGCAGUGUCUUCCGAGCUGGAUGUUGGUUCGGGAUCCGGGAUCGGGAUGAACAUCGCCGUGGGUGGCUACUCCUCGGGCUCGCCUCGCAGCGCCGCCGAUGCCGGGGAGAUGAAGUACAUGCCGGCGCCGCAGCAUCAUCACCAUCAUCACCAUCAUCACCAGGUGUCGUCGUCCCCGUCGCCUAAUGGACUCUCGCAUCCGACGGCGAGCCUUUCGUCGGCGAAUCCCUGGGUGAGCCUUCAACCUAGCAGCGAUCAUUGGGCGUCCUCGAUGGGGAUGCACCACACCAGCCAUCAUCCCCAUCAUCAUCCGCAUCAGACGAAUGCCGGGUUGGAUGUAAAACCUCUGACCGCGGCGGCGACCGCAGCCGCGGCCGCUGCUGCUGCUAAUGAACAAUCGAUGCAUCAUCGCGGUGGUCCUCAUCAAUCGCCGGGGAUGGGAUCGCCUCAUCCUUGGCACGCGCCCGUCGUCCCGUCGGCGCAUUACAACCCCAGCGGUGGCGCGGCCUCGCCCUCCACCCUGCAACAAUACCACGCCGCGAUGAACGGUAUGCUGCACCCCCAUCCGCAUCAGCAUCAUCCUCAGCUGCACAACCACCAGACGGGACUUCAUCCGAACCUGAGGGACCCAGGUUCGCCCGGCGGACAUCCGUUGCAUCCUGGCCACGCGCACGACAGGGAUCACAGCGCCGGCGAAGAGGACACUCCGACCUCGGAUGAUCUCGAGGCGUUCGCGAAACAGUUCAAGCAACGGCGCAUCAAGCUUGGAUUCACCCAGGCGGACGUCGGUCUCGCGCUCGGUACUCUCUACGGCAACGUCUUCUCGCAAACGACGAUAUGCAGGUUCGAGGCGCUCCAGCUGAGCUUCAAGAACAUGUGCAAGCUGAAGCCGCUGCUGCAGAAGUGGCUCGAGGAGGCGGACUCGACGACCGGCUCGCCGACGAGCAUCGACAAGAUCGCCGCCCAGGGCAGGAAACGAAAGAAGCGCACGUCGAUCGAGGUGUCCGUCAAAGGUGCCCUCGAGCAACACUUUCACAAACAACCGAAACCCUCCGCGCAAGAGAUCAACACGCUGGCGGGCAGCCUGCAGUUGGAAAAGGAGGUGGUCAGAGUUUGGUUCUGCAACCGACGGCAAAAAGAGAAGAGGAUGACGCCGCCGAACACGCUCGCUGAGGGUAUGAUGGAGGGUAUGCCGCCCGGACACCAGGGACAAGCCGGUCUGCAUCAGGGAUACCACACGCAGGAUCACCUUCACGGCUCGCCUAUGGGGCACAGCCAUAGUCCACCGAUGCUCAGUCCUCAGGGUCUUACGGGCCACUCGUUGGCGGCUCACUAGCGUUCGCCCGGGCCUCCCCCGUUGGGCCUCUCGAUAACCUCUCAAAACUUGGUGAAUAACCCGGCGGUAUCGUCGCCGCCGGACACGCUCCCUCCGUUCUAUCAUCAUUACCUGCAGGCGCGCACAGGCAGCUACUCGACUACUUCGUAGCCGUGACCAACGAGCUGUCCCGACGCGCCUCGCGUUCUGUCCACUUCUUGUCGGCAGCUCGACGGAGGAGCCUACCACUAUGGCGCGACGUAGGCACCACCGAACGAUACGUUCGUGAUACGCGCGCCAGGAGAUAUCGCACACAUUCAUCUCGAUGAGGUUCAACGGGGUUUACGAGGCCGGGCCCAUUAGGGAGGCCUGCUAUCCAGCCCAUUCGCCCUCGUGGUCGUCGUCAGCAACGCGCCAGGGAGUUCGUCGUGGACGCUUGUCCGUCAUCGUCGGCAGCGAUAAGAUCGGAUGUCCGUCGAUCGUUCCGGCUGUGUUUGGAUGUUGUCCGUUCUCGCGUCCGCGUCCACGUCCCCUGGUGUCUCGAAAGUGCCGUAAACGCGUGUAACGAUCUCCUCGGUUCCGUCAGUCCGUUCGUUCGUUCGUUCGUUCGUUCGUUCGUUCGUUCGUUCGCGAUAAAGGAUAGACGCUGCGAGUUUGACGUCGUUCGACGUCCUCGACGACGCUUCAACUGCCCCUCCUUCCUCGCACGUGGCUAGCGAUAAAAAAUAAGUGCGCGAUGUUCUCGUUUCUAUCUCGAGGGGGACGUUUUGUGUGCAUCGACGAACGACAGGAAAUACCGACGGACACCGACGGACGAACGCCGCGACCGGUGGCGAAUGAUGGCGGUUGUGUUCGCGCGGGAUUUGUACGAGAGGCAAACCCGCACGGAUGAUGUAACAUAAGUAAAUAUGGACUGUAAAUAAUGUACCACGUAAAAGCUAGUAAGUUAAGUGAUGAGGAGCGUGCAUCGUCGAACGUCUCGUUUUCUUCGUUGUCGUCGCCCAGGGAACGGAAAAUAAACGGGUGAUAAAGUCGGAAGGGAGAGUUCGACGCCAGGGCGCGACGAAGCUAAAUAUGUUUACAAAAAAAAAAAAAAAAGAAA
Molecule: messenger RNA, 3610 nt
Organism: Hylaeus anthracinus
Lineage: Eukaryota; Metazoa; Arthropoda; Insecta; Hymenoptera; Colletidae
Gene: vvl
Product: POU domain protein CF1A
Exons: 1
Coding region: 1162-2529 (455 amino acids)
Biological process (GO): brain development; regulation of transcription by RNA polymerase II
Cellular component (GO): nucleus
Molecular function (GO): RNA polymerase II cis-regulatory region sequence-specific DNA binding; DNA-binding transcription factor activity, RNA polymerase II-specific
Source: RefSeq, a predicted model, not a curated record